Molecule: messenger RNA, 4202 nt
Organism: Oncorhynchus nerka (sockeye salmon)
Lineage: Eukaryota; Metazoa; Chordata; Actinopteri; Salmoniformes; Salmonidae
Gene: pop1
Product: POP1 homolog, ribonuclease P/MRP subunit
Exons: 15
Coding region: 95-3124 (1009 amino acids)
Biological process (GO): tRNA 5'-leader removal
Cellular component (GO): ribonuclease MRP complex; nucleolar ribonuclease P complex
Source: RefSeq, a predicted model, not a curated record
CUAUAUACUACGUUUCCCAUGAACACAAUUUAACCGGAACAAGAUAUACGUCAUAUUUAUGCGGAAGAGCUGUAGACAUAAAUAGCUAUCGAAAAUGUCUACAGCCAAGCACAGGAUGCGCGAUAAGAAGAUGAGGAACCAGCCGAUCAACGUCACCUAUUCCUCACAGGGCAACUCACACUGGAGGAACGGAGGGGACACUCCUACAGGUCGAGGCCAUGAUCUGUCUCCACAUCCAUGGGGCCAGGGGUCCUCCCACUCUGGCCAUGCCCAGGGAGGGGGCUGGGUCCGGGGCCACCAGAGAGAAGGACACGGGGGAUACCCGCAGGCUCUGCCCACACACAUCACUGCCUCAGCGUUUGCCAAGGCCCGGGCUGCAGAGGUGAAGGCCAUGUUGAUGGCCGUCACCAAGACAACAGGCAGCUCCCAUGUGUUUGGAGCUCUUCCUAAACACAUGAGGAGAAGAGCCAUGAGCCAUAACACCAAGAGACUGCCCUGCAGGCUGAGAGAUAUGGCCAACAACAUGUUGGAGAAGAGUCAGAAGGCUGGUCAGAAGGUGAAGAAGGAACAGUCCAAGAGCAAGAGCCGUAAAGCCCGGCGUCGCCACGGCAACAUGCUCCUGGAGUUCAACCGCCGCCAGCGGAAGAACCUGUGGCUGGAGACUCACAUCUGGCACGCCAAGCGCUUCCACGUGGUCAAGAGAUGGGGCUACUGUCUGGGAGACAGGCCAACCUACAAGUGUUACAGAGCCUGCUACAGAGCCAUGAGCUCCCACUGUCUCCUACAGGACAUGUCCUACUACUGCUGUGUGGAGUUACAGGGACCAGGGGAACAGCUGUUAGCUGCUCUGUCUAAGCUGACCAGCAAGGAAACUGGGCCUACGUUUGCAGCAGCCAUGUGUGUGUCAGGCAGGAGACAGGGCAGUAUGGUGGUGUACAGAGCAGGACAGUACCCUCUGCAGCCCCUGGGGCCUGUCACAUUCCUCUGGAGACCCACAACGCAGGGUCGGGGGGGCCAGGAGGACCAGGGCUCCCAGGGAUCAACACACAGACAGCUGUGGAUCUGGGUUCACCCCACCAUGAAAACGGACCUCCUCCCAGAGCUGCAGGCUGUCUGUCAGUGUUCUGAGGCUGUCCUUCCACCUGCUUCAGUGGACCUCCCUGUCCCACAGCCAGCUCCUACCCCCACCUUGGCCUCCGGUCCUGGGGCUGGUCCUGAGGCGGUGCAGGCCUCUGGUUCUGGUUCUAAGAGGAAGUGGUCCUCCAGGGAGCCUGAGGCUGCUGGGCCACCAGCCAAGAAGCUCCUGGGAUACAGUACCAUUUCUGCUACCACACCCGUAACCUGGAGGUCCAGUACCACUGGUAUAGUCAUCAGUGACCUCACCAUGGAGAUGGUGCGGUAUCGUCUGAUUGGACCUCUAUCACAUUCCGUUCUGACUGAAACCCUGGCCCCUGCCACACACUGUGAUGCUCCAGGUAAAUCCAGACCAUCCCCCUUCUGGUGGCCAGAUCACUGCAGAGACGACUGUAACAUGUCUCUUCUUCAACAACAAGCUGGUGUCUUCAACAUGCUCAGAGGUGUGUACUCCACAGCGGAGGUCCCAGCCGGCUCAGUUCUGGGUCUGACGGUGGAUGACCCCAGAUUGACCUUACCAAACAAGAGAAGCAAGGCCGUGUCCGACAUCAGGAAGGCACAAGGAGUGAAAGAGGAGAGGAGGAGGGAACUGAUGUUGAAGGGGAUCCCUGAACCCCUCAGCCAGAGUUCCCUGUGGGACCGGUCUGUCCGCGACAACGUCACACACAACAAGAUGACAGACCAGGAAAUAAACAGACUGCGUAGUGACGUUCUGGUCCCAGGCUCCAGACUCCCCACCCCCCUGCAGGGUAGAGUACCCGUCCUACUGGUGCAGCAGCCUGGGAAGAGCCAGGGCACAGAGAUGGGGUCCUGGGGGGCGGGAUGGGACCUGCUGCUACCCAAGGCCUGGGGCAUGGCCUUCUGGGUCCCUCUGGUUUAUAGAGGAGUACGUAUCGGAGGGCUGAGGAUGAGUCUGAAACACGCCCAGAAUAAAGGAGAGCCUCACUUUCCCCACGACUACCCAGACUGCCCUGCAGGAGCACGCUUCCAGGAAGAGCAGGAGGCAGAGCUGCUGGCCAAGUUCAGGAGGCGCCCACCAGCCAAACGGACCAAUUACAUCAAACAUGGCUGCCUGGCUCCGUUCCGUUGUCCCUGGCAACAGCUGGUCGAGGAGUGGGAGCUGAUCGUGAAGGAGGAAGGAGGAGGAGGAGAGGAGGCGGUCGCAUCAAUGGAACAGGACGUGACACCACCACAGAGUAACUUCACAGUCUUGAGGAAUAGGAAGUCUCUAAGGCAGCUGUCCGCUUGGUGUCGCCCCACAUCCUCUAAAUGUCAGAGGGCACGUAACCCGGGAUCAACACCACAACUCAACCGUAACGUUGCAGCGUCUCUCCUCUCGGCACACGGUGGCAGCAGCCUGGUGUGGAUCCGUCUCUCCCUCGUCACCAAGGGCCAACCGGAGCAGCACGCCCUGGUGUGUGUCCCCACCGCAGAGGACCUCCAGCUGGUACGUGAGGAGCCGGGCUGCACAGGGCCCCAGGAGCCUCUACACACUGACCACUUCAAGAGCCGCGUCAAACGGCCACGCAAGAAGGACCACAACAAACCUGGAACCUCCUCCUCUUCCUCCGCCAAGCAGUCUGACCCUGCCUCAGUCCCUGGUGUCAACCCUGGUCCUGAUCCUGGCUCCUCAUCCAGCCUCACCAACCCCUCUUCCUCCUGUACCUCAGCCCCUAGUGUCAACCCUGAUCCUAGCUCCUCCUCCAGCCUCACCAACCCCUCUUCCUCCUGUACCUCAGCCCUGACUCUGGGUCUCUGGCCGGAGCCCCUUCCCAGCGUCACCUCUCACUGCUCCAGGGUGACUCUGGGCUGGGUGACCCAGGGGGACUUCUCCCUGUCGGCUGGCUGUGGAGAGGCUCUGGGGCUCCUCAGCCUUACUGGUCUCCUACACACCCUGCUCAGACAGCCUGACGGCCAGAGAGGACUGGUGCUGCUACGGAACCCCGGGUCACUGCAAUACCGUUUCGCUAAGAUCAACAUAGAGGUCUGAGGAGUACUGCAGGUUCAAUCCCACAUCACAACAGUACCGCUUCCCUAAGAUCAACAUAGAGGUCUGAGGAGUACUGCAGGUUCAAUCCCACAUCGCAACAGUGCCGCUUCUCUACGUAAAGCCACAGACUGUGUUCUGAGUAAAACACUGUGCCUAGUGUGAGUCCCUUCACCCCAACCCCAGUUAGGGGUACUAGAUAUGAAAUGCCUGGCAUGCACACAUAACAUUACAUUUAUUGAAUGGCACAUUGUUUGAGUGGAAGAACUUUUUAUUGAUAAUAAUUCCCUGUAAGGUUUUCUGGGAAUUUUUCAUUUGAGUUGAAAUGAGUUUUUAUUUUUAUUUUGUUCAAUAUUGUUUUCACCGAAGGGACUGCCUUCAGAUUGUCACUGUGUGUGUACUGGUUCUGAGAGAAGACACCAGUCAUUAUGUACUGGUUCUGUAGAGAAGACACCAGUCAUUCUGUACUGGUUCUGUAGAGAAGACACCAGUCAUUCUGUACCGGUUCUGUAGAGAAGACACCAGUCAUUAUGUACCGGUUCUGUAGAGAAGACACCAGUCAUUCUGUACCGGUUCUGUAGAGAAGACACCAGUCAUUCUGUACCGGUUCUGUAGAGAAGACACCAGUCAUUCUGUAGAGAAGACACCAGUCAUUCUGUAGAGAAGACACCACUCAUUAUGUACCGGUUCUGUAGAGAAGACACCAGUCAUUAUGUACUGAUUCUGUAGAGAAGACACCAGUCAUUAUGUACCGGUUCUGUAGAGAAGACACCAGUCAUUAUGUACUGAUUCUGUAGAGAAGACACCACUCAUUCUGUACUGGUUCUGUAGAGAAGACACCAGUCAUUCUGUACCGGUUCUGUAGAGAAGACACCAGUCAUUCUGUACUGGUUCUGUAGAGAAGACACCAGUCAUUAUGUACCGGUUCUGUAGAGAAGACACCAGUCAUUAUGUACCGGUUCUGUAGAGAAGACACCAGUCAUUCUUUGGUUUGCCUGAUUCCCAUUUUUGUGAAAACAUAUUUGUUUGGAUUUGAGAGCUGUAGUUGAAAUGGUUGACAAUAAAAAUCCCUCUACUCCAA